Molecule: messenger RNA, 611 nt
Organism: Gambusia affinis (western mosquitofish)
Lineage: Eukaryota; Metazoa; Chordata; Actinopteri; Cyprinodontiformes; Poeciliidae
Product: thioredoxin-like
Exons: 5
Coding region: 101-451 (116 amino acids)
Source: RefSeq, a predicted model, not a curated record
AAUGACUCGGUUUUCUGCACUUAAAAUGUUCCCAUACAGGUAUUCUGCACCUUAUAGCAGUCGGUUCCCAGUGGUUGCCUGGCGUCUCUAAGCAGUAAUCAUGAUUCCAUUUGUGGAAAAUUUGGCAGAUUUCGACCGCAUCCUGUCUCUACAAGAUAACAAACUGGUGGUGGUGGAAUUCACAGCUCGGUAUUAUCCUAACUGCCAAACGAUAGAGCCACUAUAUGAAGCACUGGCAGAGGAUCCUGAAAACAAAGAUAUGAUUUUCUUGAAGGUGGACGUGAAUAACGGUGACGAGGUGGCAGAGAAGUGCAGAAUCAAAGCCUUACCUACAUUCCAAUUCUACAUAGAUGAAAAGAAGGUGGAUGAAUUUUCUGGUGCUAACGGGUUAAGAUUGAGAGACAAAAUUGAACGGGUGAGGGAAAUUUACUGCUCACCAUUCCAAAUAUGACCACACUGCGCUGUUUCCUUCAGUGUUUGUAUGGAUCACCCUUAAUAAUUGACUACAAAUAUAUUUGAACCUGAUUAGUGACAUUUUGUGAGUUGGCUUUGAUCCUAAAAUGUUCUGAAUGUUUUCAAAGAUGUGGAUUUAAUAAAUGAUGAAUCACUGA